Molecule: messenger RNA, 366 nt
Organism: Symbiodinium necroappetens
Lineage: Eukaryota; Dinophyceae; Suessiales; Symbiodiniaceae
Source: the annotation of a GenBank genome assembly
AUGCCGCCAAUCGAGUCGCAGGAUUCUGAACGAAGUCUGGCCACGAAAGACGAUGCCAAGGUGACCAAGCCUGGGGAGGUGGACCUUGAGCAAGUUGUCAAAGAUGCAGAAAAUGCCGAUGAUGAGAGGCUAGCUCGCGAGCUGUCGGAGUAUGACGACGUCGCCGACAGCAUUGUCGCUGCCGCCGUCCGAGAUGCCGAAACCAACAACCCUGAGGUGGAGAUCGAACUGGCGCGAGCGAAGCGGCAGCAGGAGAUCGCACAGGCAGUGGUCAUUCCCUCAGGUCCCGUUUACGACGUGCUCUCUUUAGUGGACAAGUACGGGGGGACCUCUGAGGUGUAUGAGAACCACAAAGUCGCUGCGCAG